AUGGCCACAGAGGCACACAGUAAACCCAGCCUGUCGGCCCAGCCCAGUCCUGUGGUGACCUCAGGACAGAAAGCUACCCUCCACCACAGGUGGACUUUUAGAUACUACAGCGAUGACAGUAGCAACCCCCAAGUGUGGUCAGAGCCUAGUGACCACCUGGAGCUCCUGGUAUCGGGUGAGGAACCACAGACUUUCAGUUUAAUGGACAACAUCGCUGUUAUGGUUACAGCUCAGCUGCUUGGUUGGUCAGAGCCCAGCGACACGCUGGAGCUGAUGGUGACAGUUCAUUCUCACCAUGGAAGACCAGAAGUUCACCAGCUCACUGGACAGUUUGUAACUUCUAGUAGACAGUACCAAACCCUGUUUGUUAUGGGACCCAUGACCUCAAACCUCACAGGGACAUUCAGAUGUUAUCGUUACUACAAGAAUACCCCAUAGUUGUGGUCAGUACCCAGUGAGCUCCCAGUGAACCAGGAUCACAAAAUGGAGAAUGUCAUCAGGAUCGCGGUGGCUGCCGUGGUCUUCAUAGUCCUUUCAGUUCUAGCAACUGAGGCCUGGGGAAGCCAUAGGCAGACCCACUGUGAAACUGGGAAAUAA
This is a messenger RNA of Mastomys coucha (southern multimammate mouse), 597 nucleotides long. Its product is annotated as leukocyte immunoglobulin-like receptor subfamily B member 3-like. Gene Ontology annotation, molecular function: inhibitory MHC class I receptor activity. The transcript has 6 exons. The record is from RefSeq and is a predicted model, not a curated record. Lineage: Eukaryota; Metazoa; Chordata; Mammalia; Rodentia; Muridae. Gene Ontology annotation, biological process: cytokine-mediated signaling pathway.